Fonsecaea multimorphosa CBS 102226 is the source of this 1101-nucleotide messenger RNA. RefSeq lists its product as uncharacterized. The transcript is spliced from 2 exons. Gene Ontology annotation, molecular function: GTP binding. NCBI's taxonomy places the organism in Eukaryota, Fungi, Ascomycota, Eurotiomycetes, Chaetothyriales, Herpotrichiellaceae. The record is from RefSeq and is a predicted model, not a curated record. Bases 1 to 1101 code for a protein of 366 amino acids.
AUGGCUUCUUCACCAAUAGCCUCCGAGCAAACAAAUAGUCGAGGACUGCCCACGGUCCACUUACUUAUCAUGGGCCUCACUGGUUCCGGGAAAAGCACUUUCAUCCAAAAAGCGACUGGCGAUAAUUCCAUUGAGACAGGGGAGGGUCUUGAAUCCGUGACUACGGAAGUCAGAGGUUAUCCGAUGGUGUACAACGGCUAUGAAGUCUUUCUGAUCGAUACUCCCGGGUUCGAUGACGACAAGAUGUGCGACGACGACGUACUGAAGAUGAUCGCAGAUUUCGUCAAUACCAUAUGUAGCACCGGGUGGACAUUCGGUGGGAUCAUCUAUCUCCACGAUAUCGGUCGCACCAGAAUGGGCAAUGCUGGGACUUUGAAUAUCAGGGUAUUGGAAAGCUUUACCGGCAAGGAGAAUUUCAAAAACAUCACACUCGUGACAAACAAAUGGGGCUUGUUAGUCGAUCCUGAGGUUGGGCUUCUACGUGAGAGGCAGUUGCAAGAACAUCCGAGCUAUUGGGCCGAAAUGCGUCAGGCUGGCUGCCAAGCACGUAUGUGUCGAUUCGACAACACUGAAGCUUCGGCCUUGAAGAUCAUUGAUUGGCAUCUGGAAAAGAGCUUUGUGCCGCGGCUCAGCCAGCAGAUGGUCACCGACAGAGCGACCUUGGGGAGGACGGACGCCGGACAGGUGAUUCGGGAGAAGUAUGAGGCCAUUUUCGCCCGAAACGGGUGGUCCGAUCAGCUCGCCAGAAUGAACGACAAAAUGGAAUCUAGCUUCCAGGGGGCGCAGACCCAAGUCGCCAUCGCCAAGCUACUCAAGGAUCUGGAAAGGCUUAAGAAGAAGCAAAUGCUGCAGCGGGCCGGAGCAUGGGUGGUGAGGCUGGCGACUUAUGGUGGUGCCGUGGUUGCCACGGUCUUGACCGAAAAUCCAGCUGCGUUCCGAGCGGCCAUUGCGGCGGCCGGACCUUUGGAGAUGUCCUUUCGGAGCAUGAAGAGCAGGACCCAGGGCCAGAUGGAGGAUCUCAGACAGUCGAUCGCAACAACAGCUCUGUACGGCCCGCUCAACAAUGGCGCGGGACAAAUGGCUGAAGUUGGUGAUGAGUGA